CAUGCCUCGGAUUCGCUGUCAGCCGAGUGACGUAAAAAUUCAAGCAAAUCAGCAGUCAGUUAGUUGAGUCCACCGCAGCCGAAGGGCUCCUUUAUAAAAGCACAACACCGGGGACUUGGAUCAUUUUAUUGUAAAGAACAGUAUUGUGUGUUUGAAAAUGUCUGGAAGAGGAAAGACCGGUGGUAAAACGCGCGCCAAGGCUAAGACUCGUUCUUCCCGAGCUGGUUUGCAGUUCCCGGUCGGCCGUGUUCAUAGGCUUUUGAGAAAAGGCAACUAUGCCGAGCGUGUGGGCGCCGGUGCUCCCGUUUAUUUAGCUGCUGUACUCGAGUACUUGACCGCUGAAAUUCUUGAGUUGGCUGGGAAUGCUGCCCGCGACAACAAGAAAACCAGAAUUAUUCCUCGCCACCUGCAGUUGGCUGUGCGUAACGACGAGGAGCUCAAUAAGUUGUUGGGUGGCGUGACCAUCGCUCAGGGUGGUGUGUUGCCUAACAUUCAGGCCGUCCUUCUGCCCAAGAAGACCGAGAAACCAGCUAAGAGCAAGUAAGCUACGGCGAUACGUUCAUCAACACCAACGGCUCUUUUCAGAGCCACC
Messenger RNA from Polypterus senegalus (gray bichir), 592 nucleotides. Its product is annotated as histone H2A-like. The transcript has a single exon. NCBI's taxonomy places the organism in Eukaryota, Metazoa, Chordata, Cladistia, Polypteriformes, Polypteridae. Bases 158 to 544 code for a protein of 128 amino acids. The record is from RefSeq and is a predicted model, not a curated record. Gene Ontology annotation, cellular component: nucleosome. Gene Ontology annotation, molecular function: protein heterodimerization activity; structural constituent of chromatin; DNA binding.